UUCAUCACCUUUACUCUAGCACGGCCUUUCGUGUACAACACGCAAUUCCCGACACACGUACAAAGCCUUACAAAUCUACGAUCGCUGCUCAAUCUAUCACUACCUCGUCACACGCUUGUCAUCACGGCAUCCAUGCGGUAGCAUCUGCUGGCUUACGAUCCUCCUAGCGAAACUGCGUCUCCGUUUACUCGCUAUGGGACGCCUCACACUUCUCUCCUCACGCUGGCGGAGGAAAUCCUCCAGCUUUCAUAGCGUCCUGGCGCUCGCAGCGCUGCUGCUCUUCCUGCCGGGAGGAUGCGCAAAGUCCGCCGCCGACUACUUUGUACACUCCCUCCCAGGUGCGCCGGACGACGAGCCACUCAUCAAGAUGCACGCCGGCCACGUCGAGGUCACACCCGAGCACCACGGAAACCUCUUCUUCUGGCACUUUGAGAACAUGCAUCUUGCCGACCGCCCACGUACCGUGAUCUGGCUGAAUGGCGGGCCCGGUUGCUCGUCUGAGGAUGGGGCGCUGAUGGAGGUCGGGCCGUACAGGGUGCGCAAGGGAGGCAAGCUGGAGAGGAUCGACGGAGCGUGGAAUGAGUUCGCGAACCUGUUGUUUGUGGACAACCCCGUGGGGACGGGCUUCAGUUACGUCGACACGGACUCGUACCUGCACGAGCUGCAGGAAAUGGCGGAUCAGUUCGUGGUUUUUCUGGAGAAGUGGUUCGAGAUGUUUCCACAUUUCCAGCACGAUGAUAUCUACAUUGCGGGCGAAUCCUAUGCCGGACAGCACAUCCCAUACGUGGCGAAGGCAAUCUUGGAACGGAAUAAGAAGAAAAAGAGCGGCGCGGACAUGUGGAACUUGAAAGGAUUGUUGAUUGGCAAUGGCUGGAUAUCAGGACCCGAUCAGUAUCCGUCGUAUCUACAGUACGCCUACGAGCACGGCUUGAUCAAGCCCGGCACCAAGCAAUCCGUGGCUGUGGAACACCAGCAAGCCAUAUGCUUGCAAGACCUCUCCAACGGCGGUAAAGACAAGGUCGACACGCCUUCGUGCGAAAGCAUUCUUCAAAUAAUACUGCAAGAGACAGAGACGGUCGAGAGCGGGACACGUAAAUGUGUUAACAUGUACGAUAUCCGGCUGAAGGACACGGCGCCAAGCUGUGGAAUGUCUUGGCCGCCAGAUCUGGCGGAAGUGACUCCUUACUUGAGACGGAGCGACGUCAUUCAGGCCCUUCACGUCAAUCCCGAUAAGAAGACGGGUUGGGUGGAGUGCAACGGCGCCGUGGGUGGAGCCUUUACUGUGUCCAAAUCGGUACCGUCCAUCAAAUUCUUACCAGACCUCCUUGCGGAACUGCCUAUCAUCUUGUUUUCCGGAGAUCAGGACCUCAUCUGCAAUCACAUGGGCACCGAAGAGCUGAUCAACAAGCUCGAGUUCAACGGCGGCAAAGGAUUCGAGUCGAACGGAGUCACGGCACCACGCCUGGAUUGGGUCUUCGAGGGUGAACCCGCGGGCAUUUACCAGUCGGCACGAAACUUGACGUACAUCAAAUUUUACAACUCUUCACACAUGGUUCCUUUCGACUACCCACGUCGCACACGAGACAUGCUCGACCGUUUCAUGAACGUGGAUAUUGGGACCGUGGGCGGCAAGCCCGUCGAUUCAAUCAUCGGCGGCGAGAAGAGCCCUCAGACGAGCGUGGGUGGCCAUCCCAACAGCACGAUCGCGGAAGAGGACCAAGCGCAAAGGCUCAAGGAGGCUACGUACAAGGCGUACUACAAGUCUGGCGAAGUCGCUUUCGUGGUGGUUCUCGUCGCCGCCAUCGCGUGGGGCUUCUUCGUGUGGAGAGGACGAAGGCGAAGGGCAGGCUACCAGGGCGUCUUCGGGGGCGAUCCAGAAGACAACGACGCGAGAGGCCGGUUGAAUGGACGCGCCUCAACUUUCAAGAGCCCGGCGGGACGGUUUACAGAUCGCCCGGCGGCGAGCAGAGAUUUGGAGGCGGCAGAUUUCGACGAGGCAGAGUUGGAUGACCUUGUGCCCGAGGGGAGUUCGAAGUUGAACGGAAAGCAUGAUCUGGAGGACCGCUACAGCCUUGGAGGCGACAGCGAUGACGACGCCGACAUUGGGAAGGCCGGGGGCAAUGUAAAUCAUAAUUAAAGCGCUGUUUCUUGGUUUUGAUGGUCUGUGUACUAGCAUCAUGAGGCGUACCGUUUUGGUUUGAACGAAACGACUGUCUGUUUCAAGGCUCCGCUCCCUUUGUCGAUUCCCGCUUUUGCUCUCGUGGCUUUGCAUGUGGCAGUUGCACUUUUUUUUUCUAAUUCUAAUUUUUUUUAUUUUCAGGCGCAGAUACGAACGAGACAUAGUUGGCCGUCUGUUUGGCGAAUUCAUCAACAGCCGCGCCAGGUUCUAGCGUGUAUAUAUAUACUCAGUUAAAUCGCCCGUCGAACUUCAAU
Messenger RNA from Verruconis gallopava, 2433 nucleotides. RefSeq lists its product as uncharacterized. Bases 194 to 2137 code for a protein of 647 amino acids. Gene Ontology annotation, cellular component: trans-Golgi network. The transcript is spliced from 2 exons. Gene Ontology annotation, biological process: apoptotic process; proteolysis. Gene Ontology annotation, molecular function: serine-type carboxypeptidase activity. NCBI's taxonomy places the organism in Eukaryota, Fungi, Ascomycota, Dothideomycetes, Venturiales, Sympoventuriaceae. The record is from RefSeq and is a predicted model, not a curated record.